AAUAGACCAUAUGUUUCGCCUUCUCGCCGCACGAGGUCUCCAAAAUCAAAACAGAAUUUGUUUUUGCUGCUGUCGGCCUUUAAACAAAAAAGUAUUAAUUAUAAACAAAUCAAAAUAUAAUAAUUCAAAUAACAUUCAAAAAGAAGCAAUAACCAACUAUUAUAUAAGAGAGGCUGAAGAGACUGCGACAAUCUCUAAAAAAAAUUUUCUUGUAAACCUAUAAAACCCAUAAAAAAAACUAUAUGUGAUUAUUAUAUGUUUAUGUUGACUUUUUCUUUGAAGCAAUCUUAUUGAUUUGAGUGAGUACAUUGUCUGAAAUUCUAUAGCAUUUUGGUUCAACCAUGGGAUCAGAUCAUGAUCAGGUAUUUUUACAAAUACUUCAUGAGGAAAAGAACAUUGUUAAUUUUUUAAAUGUCUUCUUUGGAUUUUUGUACAGAUGCACAGACUUCUAUAUUGAAUCAAAUUCAGAACAAAAAUUGGGCUUUCCACCUGGUGUGGCAGAGAAACUUGUAUUGAACAGCAUGUACAAAUGGAAAAAUAUUUCACCAGUUAUAAAGGAGUCCACACACGAUAUAGUCAACAACAGUAUAUCUGAAUCAAAUGAAUUAACUGCAAUGCAAAAUGUUAAUUGCAGGUUUAGUCCUCCAGUUGCUCAAGAAAUUGAGAUUGAUUCUUGUAAUAAACUUGACACUACAAAUAGACUUACUACACAAUUGGUUGAAACAGACCAUACUUCUGACAGUUAUAAUGGCGCUAUAAGAGAUAACUAUAUUUGGACCCAGACUCUUGAUGAUUUGGAUGUAUUGGUAAAAAUACCAGAACAUAUAAAAACGCCCAAACAAACCAGAGUUAACAUUAAUUCGGAUGAGAUCAAAAUCGACAUCAAGCCCUGUAGUGCUAUGAAAGAUUCUGAAUGGGAUAACAUUUUCAAUAGCAAACUUAGUUUUAAAGUUCGAAGAGACGAAUCUGUAUGGAGCAUUGUAUCUGGAAAACAUAUCAGCAUUCAUCUCGAGAAGGCUGUGGAAAGAUGGUGGGAAGCCUUAAUAGUCGAUGAACCGAAAAUUGAAUUAAACAAAAUUGAUUGUACCAAAUAUUUCGACGAUAUGGCACAGGAGGAACAAAUGAAAGUGCAGGAAUUGAUGUGGAAUCAUCAACAGAAACUCUUGGGCAAACCAACGUCCGAACAAAUUUAUUUGUAGAAAAUGGAAGCUACUCUGAAACAAGCAUGGGAUGCAAAAGGAUCACCCUUUCAGGGUACGCCUUACGAUUCUUCCAUUUUAAAAUUUAACUGAUAUCAUGUAACAUCUUUAAUUAUUAUAUUGUAUACUUUAUCUGCGUCAGAUAUAUCGAAAGUGUAAGAUUAUAUUUAUGAAUUGUAUUAUAUUUAUAAAUAAUUUUACAAUA
Messenger RNA from Odontomachus brunneus, 1404 nucleotides. RefSeq names its product nudC domain-containing protein 3. The transcript has 6 exons. Gene Ontology annotation, cellular component: cytoplasm. NCBI's taxonomy places the organism in Eukaryota, Metazoa, Arthropoda, Insecta, Hymenoptera, Formicidae. The record is from RefSeq and is a predicted model, not a curated record. The coding region runs from base 342 to 1199 and encodes 285 amino acids. Gene Ontology annotation, biological process: protein folding.